Molecule: messenger RNA, 288 nt
Organism: Protopolystoma xenopodis
Lineage: Eukaryota; Metazoa; Platyhelminthes; Monogenea; Polystomatidea; Polystomatidae
Source: the annotation of a GenBank genome assembly
AUGCAAAUACCAACUAUUGACUGUCCAAAUCAAACUAAGACAUCUUCUGCAGUGGAAGAAGGCGCCCGGCGAGGAGUCAGCACGCUCGUAGAAGCCUUUCAGGCCUUCCUCCUCUGGAAAUUUGUCCCAGAUCUGACUGACGUCCACCUGCUCAAGGACCUGGUCGCACAGAGACGUGGCAGCCGACGAGAUGUGGACGAAUACGUGGCGUUGGCUUCCGCACUGGUUCACGAUCUGCUGGGCAAGUCAGAAAAUGCAAUUCAGGCCUGUCGGGUUGGCGGUUGGUAA